This is a messenger RNA of Ailuropoda melanoleuca (giant panda), 6896 nucleotides long. It is a transcript of the gene NRP2, whose product is annotated as neuropilin 2. Bases 929 to 3649 code for a protein of 906 amino acids. NCBI's taxonomy places the organism in Eukaryota, Metazoa, Chordata, Mammalia, Carnivora, Ursidae. Gene Ontology annotation, molecular function: semaphorin receptor activity; vascular endothelial growth factor receptor activity. The record is from RefSeq and is a predicted model, not a curated record. Gene Ontology annotation, cellular component: postsynaptic membrane; axon; glutamatergic synapse. Gene Ontology annotation, biological process: axon guidance; vascular endothelial growth factor signaling pathway; angiogenesis. The transcript is spliced from 16 exons.
AGGGGCGGGCCCUGAGCCGGCGCGUAAUCGGAUAGCUCUGCCGCGGCUCUGACAUCCACAUGCUGCUCGGCCUGAAAAGGCUGGGGGGAGCCGGAGGGGAAGCAGAGAAGGCGAGCGAGGCACCAGCCCGCAGCCCGCCCCCGGCACAUCCUCAGACGCGCAGACCUCGGCGAGGCGCUGGGCGAGGUGGAGGUGAGGGCGGGCGCGAGCGAACUCGGAGAGGGGCUCGCUCACUCCCAGGCGAUCCCAGCCGCCGCCGCCCCGCCGGCAGCAGCAGCAGCAACAGCAGCCGCAGCCGCAGCCGCCGCAGCUUCUUUCCUCUAACUCCCCUCUUCAGGCUGGCCGAGCGGGUGUAGUCGUUGGGGAGGCUCCCGCUAGGGGAACCCGGCGAGGGCAAGAGCUGGGCGGCCGCCUCCCACUCGGGCCGUCCGGCGGUGGCUGCCUCCGCCCGCGUGUCGGUCCCGGGUGCCGGGGGAUGUGUGUCAGUUUACGCCUCUGAGAUCACACAGCUGCCUGGGGACCGUGUGAUGCCCGAGGCAAGUCUGGGCUCUUCUUUUUACUAUUAUUUUUUUUUUCCACGCUUGGCUUUCGGGAAAUCUUCGUGAUGUUGUAAGAUAAAGGAAAUGAUACUUUGAGGAACUGGAGAGGACAUAGAUGCGUUUUGUUUUUAAGAGAGGAAACCCGUCCCCUCUUCCCAGCUUGCUCCCGCUUUGCCGAUUUCAAGAGCCACCCUCCUCUUAGUGAGGUGAGACUCCAGCAGGAAUAAGGGUGAAGACGGGCCGCCAGGACCCAGGAGGGAAACACUGACCAUUAGAAACCUUUGCAGAAGACGGUGUAAGGAAGAACGUAAGAGAGAGAAAAACACAAAGACUUAAAAUUAUACAAGAAAUCUACAAAUCCAGCCCUGGAGAAAGCCUCCUUCUCCAAAAUGGAUAUGUUUCCUUUCACCUGGGUUUUCUUAGCUCUCUACUUUUCAGGACACGAAGUGAGAGGCCAACCAGACUCACCCUGUGGAGGUCGUUUGAAUUCCAAAGACGCUGGCUAUAUCACCUCCCCAGGGUACCCCCAGGAUUACCCAUCCCACCAGAACUGCGAGUGGAUUGUUUACGCUCCUGAACCCAACCAGAAGAUCGUCCUCAACUUCAACCCUCACUUCGAAAUUGAGAAGCACGACUGCAAGUAUGACUUCAUCGAGAUUCGGGAUGGGGACAGUGAAUCCGCAGACCUCCUGGGAAAGCACUGUGGGAACAUCGCCCCACCCACCAUCAUCUCCUCGGGCUCCGUGCUCUACAUCAAGUUCACCUCUGACUACGCCCGGCAGGGGGCAGGCUUCUCCCUGCGCUAUGAGAUCUUCAAGACAGGCUCCGAAGACUGUUCCAAAAACUUCACGAGCCCCAACGGGACCAUUGAGUCCCCUGGAUUCCCCGAGAAGUACCCACACAACUUGGACUGUACCUUCACCAUCCUGGCCAAACCCAAGAUGGAGAUCAUCCUGCAGUUCCUGACCUUUGACCUGGAGCACGACCCUUUGCAGGUGGGAGAAGGAGACUGCAAAUAUGAUUGGCUGGACAUCUGGGACGGCAUUCCGCAUGUUGGCCCUCUGAUUGGCAAGUACUGUGGGACCAAAACACCCUCUGAACUCCGCUCAUCAACGGGAAUCCUCUCCCUGACCUUUCACACAGACAUGGCGGUGGCCAAGGAUGGCUUCUCUGCACGCUACUACCUGGUCCACCAAGAGCCGCCAGAGAACUUCCAGUGCAACGUCCCCCUGGGAAUGGAAUCUGGCCGGAUUGCUAACGAACAGAUCACUGCCUCAUCUACCUACUCCGACGAACGGUGGACACCUCAACAAAGCCGGCUGCACGGCGAUGACAAUGGCUGGACCCCCAACUUGGAUUCCAGCAAGGAGUACCUCCAGGUGGACCUGCGCUUUCUAACCAUGCUCACAGCCAUUGCAACGCAGGGAGCAAUUUCCAGGGAAACGCAGAAUGGCUACUAUGUCAAAUCCUACAAGCUGGAAGUCAGCACUAACGGGGAAGACUGGAUGGUCUACCGGCAUGGCAAAAACCACAAGGUAUUCCAAGCCAACAACGACGCAACGGAGGUGGUUCUCAACAAGCUGCACACGCCACUGCUGACCAGGUUCGUCAGGGUCCGGCCCCAGACCUGGCACUCAGGCAUUGCCCUGCGGCUGGAGCUCUUUGGCUGCCGAGUCACAGACGCCCCCUGCUCCAACAUGCUGGGGAUGCUCUCGGGCCUCAUCCCUGAUUCUCAGAUCUCGGCCUCCUCCACCCGCGAGUACCUCUGGAGCCCCAGUGCUGCCCGCCUGGUCAGCAGCCGCUCUGGUUGGUUCCCCCGGACCCCUCAGGCCCAGCCAGGCGAGGAGUGGCUUCAGGUGGACCUGGGAGUGCCCAAGACGGUGAAAGGCAUCAUCAUCCAGGGGGCCCGUGGGGGAGACAGCAUCACUGCCGUGGAAGCCAGGGCGUUCGUGCGCAAGUUCAAAGUCUCCUAUAGCCUAAAUGGCAGAGACUGGGAAUACAUCCAGGACCCCAGGACCCAGCAGCCGAAGCUGUUUGAAGGGAACAUGCACUAUGAUACCCCUGACAUCCGAAGAUUCGACCCCGUUCCGGCACAGUACGUGCGGGUGUACCCUGAGAGGUGGUCUCCAGCAGGGAUUGGGAUGCGGCUGGAGGUGCUGGGCUGUGACUGGACAGACUCAAAGCCCACCGUAGAGACCCUGGGGCCCACUGUGAAGAGCGAAGAGACCACCACCCCAUAUCCCAUCGAUGAGGAAGCCACGGAGUGUGGGGAGAACUGCAGCUUUGAGGAUGACAAAGAUCUGCAGCUCCCUUCAGGAUUCAAUUGCAACUUUGAUUUCCCCGAGGAGCCGUGUGGUUGGAUGUAUGACCAUGCCAAGUGGGUCAGGAGCACCUGGACCAGCAGCUCCAGCCCCAACGACCGGGUGUUUCCAGAUGACAGGAAUUUCUUGCGGCUGCAGAGCGAUGGCCGGAGAGAGGGCCAGUACGCACGGCUCAUCAGCCCUCCCGUGCACCUGCCCCGGAGCCCCGUGUGCAUGGAAUUCCAGUACCAAGCCACGGGCGGCCACGGGGUGGCGCUGCAGGUGGUGCGCGAGGCCAGCCAGGAGAGCAAGCUCCUCUGGGUCAUCCGCGAGGACCAGGGCAAUGAAUGGAAGCACGGGCGGAUCAUCUUGCCCAGCUAUGACAUGGAGUAUCAGAUUGUGUUUGAGGGAGUCAUAGGAAAAGGACGUUCAGGAGAAAUUGCCGUUGACGACAUUCGGAUAAGCACUGAUGUCCCGCUGGAGAGCUGUAUGGAACCCAUCACAGCUUUUGCAGGUGAGAAUUUUAAAGGGGGCACCCUCCUACCAGGGACCGAGCCCACAGUGGACACGGUGCCCGUGCAGCCCAUCCCAGCCUACUGGUAUUACGUAAUGGCCGCCGGGGGCGCCGUGCUGGUGCUGGUCUCCGUCGCCCUGGCCCUGGUGCUCCACUACCACCGGUUCCGCUAUGCGGCCAAGAAGACCGAUCACUCCAUCACCUACAAAACCUCCCACUACACCAACGGGGCCCCUCUGGCGGUGGAGCCCACCCUAACCAUUAAACUAGAGCAAGACCGCGGCUCGCACUGCUGAGGCCGAAGCAAAGGACAGCACCCCAACAAACGGGAAAGACUGCAAACACGUUGCCUCGAUUUUGCACUUUUUUCUCCUCGCCUAGUCUCUGUGUGAACUCUUAGACAUAUCUCUCCCCCUCUCUCUCUCUCUCGCUCUCGCUCGCGCUCGCGGGGCCCAAACCCUGUGUGCUUUUACUCAUCCUGACCAUUGUCCUCGGGUUCUUCUUUUUUUUUUUCCUUUUGUUGAUUCCAAACCAACCACCCCCAACUCUAAUGCUGCAUCUUGGAAUAUGAGAAGAGAUACACCCCUCAGCACUUCACAACUCAAGGCUCAGCUGGCUUUCUUUCAGAGACUGGUUCCCUGUUUCUUCCCCUUGCCUUAUCCCCUACCUCCUCUUGGUGGGCAGUCUGCCAGGAGACCCGGGAGGAAGCCUGGCUCUGUGUGUUUGUACGUAGUAUACAUUUGCGUGUGACUAGCUGUGUGUGUUGGGGGGACAUGUGGGUGUGAGAGAGAGACUGGUUCAUUGUGGGGAGUAGUGUGUGGGUGUGUUCAGAGAGGACCCCCUUUAAUUCUUGUGUUACUUCUCCGGGGGUACAUGUUACAAGAAAAUCAUAUGCUGUACUAGUUUUGUUGACUUGGAGAAGAGAUUGAAGCUUUUUGUUGCCUUAUCUAGCUCUGGCUGGGUUUCUGUUGGCUACCAUGGUCAUCUCCAGGUACCUAAAAAACUAGAGGCCACAUGAAGUAAAAUGUGGCCCCUCCCAUCCCUGUCCCUUUCCCAACCCAUCUGACCCAAGAGGAAAUUCCCCCAACGCACUCAGACAUGACCCCUUGCCAUGUCUCCUGGAGUCUUUGAAGUGGCAAGAUAGCAGCCAUCGGGUGUGUGCAGAGCCAUCUCUACUUCCAGCCCUGAAGCAAACUCGUCUCAUGUUGCCUUAUAAAAGAGAAGCUCGUAAUGAAUGUUUAGCUUUUAUCAGUUAAGUCCAAUCUUGGAAUAAGUCAUAAAGAAUAACAAAUCUGAGACUGGCGUAGGAAAAGCAGUAGCCUGUUUUAAGUUGGAAGCAGGAGGUGGAGGAGAGAAGGGAGGAGAAGGAAGGACUGAAGUGUGGUCUUUUAAAUGUCUCCUCACUCGGGGGGUGGGGGAGUGUUAUUGGGGCCGACUUGGGAUGGAAUUGAGGAAGAAGGUUAAACACCAUAUUCUUUGGUAUUAUAUUGGUCAUUGUAAUGGCAUUUGUAAAGCAUGGGGGGAAAGGGAUCAUUUGCUUUCCUUUCGUGGUGUUAACGUGUGCCUGAAUGUAUAGCCGCUAAAACAUAAGCCUGUCCACCUGACUUAUUUAAAUAUUAUGAGAAUAUAAAAAAGUAAUCUUUUUUUUUUUUCAUGUGUCAGUAGGCUACCCCUUAAAGCAUUCGUAGCAUCUGGCAAAUACACCCUAAUAGGCUGGCCUGGCAUUUCCAGAUGUUGCUGCAUCGGGAGAGGAUAUAAUGAAAAUAAAUCUGUUGCUGCCCAUGUGUCUUCUCUAAGCAACACAGGGAGAGGGAUGUUGGAGAUAAAUUGCCUAAUGAUAUUGUACAAAGGAUAGAUUCAAUAAUGAAGUCAAUUUCAUUGAUAGAAAAUGCAUGUUUUAACGAGAUGCUUAGCGAACUGGGGCUCAGCCUUGGGGAUGUUGAUUUCUCACCUUCCUGCUAGGAACCCACUGGGGAAGUAUAGGAUUCUCUCCAAAGGUGGUUGCCUGGGUUGAAAGCCUCCAGGUACCUUCUGAGAGCAAAAUAUUAGGGUUUUUUUGGCUGCUUGGGAGAGAGAGACUUUUAGCAUUCUUUCAGGAUAUGCUCGCAGAUCCUUCCAGCACACACUCACUUUCGCAUCUGGUUUGUUUCAUCCUUCUGAAACAAAGGUGCUCUCCCACUCUUACUCUAUUUCAAAGAGCUACUCUGUCUCAACCACAGCAGCCCUGCCAAGAAAAGAAAAGAUGAAAGGCUAGAGCAUGAGCUUCCUUGAGAUUUCAAGUGUCCUACCCCAGCUAAGAUGGAAAAAGAAGCCAGGAGAGGGGGGAGAGGCAAGGGCCCAGCGUACCGUGUGAUGAAUUCCAUGCCAGUGACUAAGGGCUUUUUAUCUCAGGUGUCCACAUCCAGUAGUGCGUUUGGGGCCGGGCAUUCCCUUGAAAUGAUUGACAUCCCUAUAGGCACCCCGUGGAGGCAUGGUGUCAGGAAAUUACACCUGGAAAAUCCAGCCAGUGUAGCAACCAUCUGAGUUACUAUAUACCCUUGAGGAUUUCCCUUCUUUAAAAGAAGAUGACAACAACCUUGUGCAUUUGCUGUGUCUUUAUCUGAUGCCCCAUGUGGCAUCAUCUUUAUGUAAAUGCCAUAGUUGAAAAUAUGAGACUGCUCAAAUCUUUGUGAAUCCAGCAGUUCAGCUGGGGAUGUCACAUCUCUCUCUCUCUCUCUUUCUCUCUCUCUCUGGCCCAGCAACUUUCAUAGUAUUAUCCAGGUACUACGCUCAAGGGGCAGCUCUUCUAUAAAAUCAUGUAUAAAAUCAUGCUUUGCAGCUUUAGAAAUCAAAAUUCUGUAUUUCAUAGGGGGGGAAGGAUUACUCUCUUCUAAGAAAAAUGGACAGGUGAAUGCAUGCACGCAUGUGUUUAGAGUUGCUUCUCAGAAGACAGAGCUGAUAGCAACUAUUAAAAUAUAAAUGAAUGAAUGAAUGAAUGAGAGGUCUAGCUCGGGCUGGUAACAUUUUUGCCUUAGUAGAGGCUCCAUGUCAACAGCUCCAGGAGGGAAACCCUUAUCUCUGGGGUAAAAAAGAAAAAAAAAAAAAUCCCUCCCUUGAUAUGCUAACAAUUGCUAUCCCCCUAAUUGUUGGUGAAGGCAGAAAAAAGAAAGAAAAAAUCAUAGCAUUGCCAUUGACAAAACAGGACACUGAAAAUAAAGUGAAGUUGUCUUUUCCCUUAUCCCACAUUUUGGGGAUUAAAGCCAGAAUAGGAUAGGAAAUCCAGUAGUAUUUCCAACAUUGAUACCCCAUCAUUAAAAAGACCCUGUCUUUAAAAUGAAACUAGCAGGCAAGCAAACACCUAAAUAAUCGAAAAUUACCAAAGAACAACAAAGAAACAAAAAAACUUAAAGAUUUUUACUCCCUAUUCUUAUUCCCUCUCCCUAUAACUGUGACAUCUCUUGCAUUGCUCAGUUGCCUGUGUGUCAAAAUAACUUGUGGACAUUGGAAUCUAUUUGAAAAUGUAUUGUGUGGAAUGUAAUAAAAUGAUGAUAUUUUUUAUACAAA